AUGGAAGUCUCCGAGAGCCUUAGAAGGUCCGGCAGCGGAUUCACCACAAUCCGUCGAGAAAGACAGGCGCAAGGUGUUUGCCAGUGCAGUGGAGUGAACCAAUGCCCACCAGGUGCACCAGGUGGCCCCGGAGCCCCGGGAGUUCCGGGAGAGCCCGGAAGGCGCGGCAGCAAAGGUCCACCAGAUACAUCUAAAUGCAAAGUUUGUCCUCCUGGACCAGUCGGACCUCCCGGAUCACCUGGACCAGCAGGACCACCUGGUGGAAGAGGAGUACCAGGACAACCAGGAAUGGAUGGUCCACCAGGAGAUGCAGGUGCUCCCGGUAAUCCGGGUGCUCCUGGAGCUCCCGGUCUUCCCGGACCAGCAGGUGUACCUGGUGAACCCGGAAGAGACGGAGAACAAGGUGGAGUGGGACCACCAGGACCACCUGGUCAAGCUGGACCACCUGGAGCCCGUGGAGCUAAUGGAGAACCAGGACAGGCAGGAGUACCAGGAGAGCCUGGUGUACCCGGUGAAAGUGGUGCGCCUGGCGAGAAUGGCGCGGGAGGUCCACCUGGAACUCCUGGACGUCCUGGACAACCCGGAUCGCCAGGACCUGACUCUCUCUACUGUCCUUGUCCAAGACGUGGCAAGGCUAAGCUGUCAAAGAAGAAGAAGGUCAAAGCUUAA
Messenger RNA from Cooperia oncophora, 669 nucleotides. Lineage: Eukaryota; Metazoa; Nematoda; Chromadorea; Rhabditida; Trichostrongylidae. The record is from the annotation of a GenBank genome assembly.